AUGGGGUUAAAGGCACGUUGGGUGCAGCGACAACACCUUCCCGAGACCCUUUUAGAUUCCUUCUAUCUGGAGACAACACGGGGGACUGAAACCCCCACAGCUGAAACCCCCGCAGCUGAAACCCCCACAGCUGAAACCUCCACAGCUGAAACCUCCACAGCUGAAACCCCCGCAGCUGAAACCCCCACAGCUGAAACCUCCACAGCUGAAACCCCACAGCUGAAACCCCACACUGAAAACCCCACAGCUGAAACCCCCGCAGCUGAAACCUCCGCAGCUGAAACCCCCGCAGCUGAAACCCCCGCAGCUGAAAUCCCCACAGCUGAAACCUCCACAGCUGAAACCCCGACAGUUGAAACCCCCACAGCUGAAACCUCCACAGCUGAAACCCCCCACACUGAAACCUCCACAGCUGAAACCCCCACAGCUGAAACCCCUACAGCUGAAACCUCCACAGCUGAAACCCCCACAGCUGAAACCCCCACAGCUGAAACCUCCACAGCUGAAACCCCCACAGCUGAAACCCCCGCAGCUGAAAACCCCACAGCUGAAACCCCCGCAGCUGAAAUCCCCACAGCUGAAACCUCCACAGCUGAAACCCCCACAGCUGAAACCCCCACAGUUGAAAACCCCACAGCUGAAACCUCCACAGCUGAAACCCCCACAGCUGAAACCCCCAUACUGAAACCCCCACAGUUGAAAUCCCCACAGCUGAAACCCCCACAGCUGAAACCCCCACAGUUGAAACCCCCACAGCUGAAACCCCCACAGCUGAAACCCCCACAGCUGAAACCUCCACAGCUGAAACCCCCACAGCUGAAACCCCCACAGCUGAAACCCCCGCAGCUGAAAACCCCGCAGCUGAAACCCCCGCAGCUGAAAACCCCACAGCUGAAACCCCCGCUGCUGAAACCUCCACAGCUGAAACCUCCACAGCUGAAACCCCCUGAAAUCCCUACAGCUGAAACCUCCACAGCUGAAACCCCCACAGUUGAAACCCCCACAGCUGAAACCUCCACAGCUGAAACCCCCACAGUUGAAACCCCCACAGCUGAAACCUCCACAGCUGAAACCCCCAUAGCUGAAAUCCCCACAGUUGAAACCCCCACAGCUGAAACCUCCACAGCUGAAACCCCCGCAGCUGAAAACCCCGCAUCUGAAACCCCCACAGCUGAAACCCCCGCUGCUGAAACCCUUACAGCUGAAAUCCCCACAGCUGAAACCCACACACUGAAACCCCCGCAGCUGAAACCCCUACAGCUGAAAUCCCCACAGCUGAAACCCCCACAGUUGAAACCCCCCACAGCUGAAACCCCCACAGCUGAAACCUUCACAGCUGAAACCCCCACAGCUGAAACCCCCACAGUUGAAACCCCCACAGUUGAAACCCUCACAGCUGAAACCUCCACAGCUGAAACCCCCGAAGCUGAAACCCCCGCAGCUGAAAACCCCGCAGCUGAAACCCCCACAGCUGAAACCCCCGCAGCUGAAAACCCCGCAGCUGAAAACCCCGCAGCUGAAACCCCCACAGCUGAAACCCCCACAGUUGAAACCCCCGCAGCUGAAAUCCCCCGCAGCUGA
Messenger RNA from Penaeus indicus, 1581 nucleotides. RefSeq lists its product as uncharacterized. The record is from RefSeq and is a predicted model, not a curated record. Bases 1 to 1581 code for a protein of 526 amino acids. NCBI's taxonomy places the organism in Eukaryota, Metazoa, Arthropoda, Malacostraca, Decapoda, Penaeidae. The transcript has 8 exons.